AACUAAUAUUCGAUCACUAAAACUUCCGCGGUUAGACUUACCUCUGCACUCGCAAAACGCUUACUUGCUCAGUUGAGCUCGUUUUGCGCCCACUACUCACCUACUAGGCUCCAUUUGAGAUUCGCUCUUUCGUCAAAUCCAGUCGCCCAGGUCCCUACGUUAACCGCGUGCAUGGCCCAGCACGAUAACCGCUCUACUACUUCUCGACAGGUUUCCUCGUCCUCUUCGUUCCGCCGCGAAGCCGCUCGAACCUUCCAAGCCAUCGACCUCGACAGGGACGGCAAAAUCUCCGCGCACGAGCUCGCGACGGUCCUAAAACGGCUAAAUUACGGGAGUUCUAAACCCUUAAUUACGUGCACUAAUGCGGGAGGGUGUGAUGAGAGUUCGCGCGUGGCAGAAGAAGAUUUGAUUCGCUUCGCGGAGGAUGUGAUUCACGAAGCUGACGUGGACGGCGACGGGGUGAUCGAUUUCGAGGAGUUUCUGCUCUCCGCUCGCGCGGGGCCCUCGCUCAUGGGCGAGUUCUUCGUCUCCGUUCCAUCGUCCAAUGAGGAUGGGGAUGAAUCGGACGGUGGGAGUGAUUCGGACGAGGACGAGAUGGAAGGGGACUUGUUUCGCGCGUUUGAGGUCUUUGAUCUUGACGGGAACGGCGUGAUUUGCGCUGAAGAGCUGCGGUUCGUUGUUGGCGUACUUAGUGGGGAUGAGUUGACGAAGGAAGACUGUGAGCGGAUGAUAAAGCGAGUGGACAAUAACGGGGAUGGUCGCGUGGAUUAUACCGAGUUCAAAAUCAUGAUGGCUGGAGUAUUUGCUUGACCAUUAGAGUUGAGCUUGGAAGGACUUAUGGCAAUAAGUUAUUAUUGUACAAUUUCCUUAUGAAUCACUGUACAC
Molecule: messenger RNA, 885 nt
Organism: Closterium sp. NIES-67
Lineage: Eukaryota; Viridiplantae; Streptophyta; Zygnematophyceae; Desmidiales; Closteriaceae
Source: the annotation of a GenBank genome assembly